Messenger RNA from Ziziphus jujuba (common jujube), 4012 nucleotides. RefSeq names its product ABC transporter A family member 2. Gene Ontology annotation, molecular function: lipid carrier activity; ABC-type transporter activity; ATP binding. The transcript is spliced from 16 exons. Gene Ontology annotation, cellular component: membrane; intracellular membrane-bounded organelle. Bases 186 to 3086 code for a protein of 966 amino acids. NCBI's taxonomy places the organism in Eukaryota, Viridiplantae, Streptophyta, Magnoliopsida, Rosales, Rhamnaceae. The record is from RefSeq and is a predicted model, not a curated record. Gene Ontology annotation, biological process: lipid transport; transmembrane transport.
AACCGAAAACAUCGCCUCUUACAGCUCCGACUAUAUAUAUAUAUAUGUACAUACGAAUGUAUGUAUAGGUUUGUGCAUAUAUAUAUAUAGACUAUAUAUAUAGACUCCAUACUAUAUCAGAAGAGAACAAAAUCUGAGAAUCCAAAUAAACCACCACCAUUUCUUUUUUUUGGUUUUCAACCAAAAUGGAUUCACGGAGAGGAUUUAGGUUGCUAAUCCAGCAAUACAAGGCGCUGUUGAAGAAGAACCUCUUGCUUUCAUGGCGGAACAAGAGGGCGACUAUCCUCCAGCUUUUCUCUUCACUCUUCUUCAUCUUCCUCAUCUUCUGCAUACAGAAGGCCAUCCAAGCCAGCUAUUCGUCAUCGUCUGAUUACAAAAGCACCCCCGAUCCUAAACCUCUGCUUUCGCCUCCAAUUCCUCCUUGCGAGGACAAGUUUUUUAUCAGAUCUCCCUGCUAUGAUUUCGUUUGGAGCGGAAAUGGAAGCGCUAGGAUCAGGAGUAUUGUCAGUGCUAUCAUGGCUAAUAAUCCUGGGAGACCCAUUCCUUCUACCAAGGUCAAGUCCUUUGCAACAAAAGAAGAAGUAGAUACAUGGCUGUUAAGCGAACCAAUGCACUGCCCUGGAGCUUUGCAUUUUGUGGAUAAAAAUGCUACUGUAAUCAGCUACGGUCUACAAACCAAUUCAACUUCAGUUAUGCGUCGAGGAGAGUUUGAAGAUCCCACAUUCAAAUUUCAAAUCCCACUUCAGAUUGCUGCAGAGCGUGAAAUUGCUAGGGCUCUGAUUGGAGUCCCCAGCUUCAGCUGGCUUGUUGCAUUUAAGGUAUUUGCACACCCUGCAAUGGACGUCUUCUCUGCAAUUGAAUCGGUUGGACCGGCAUUUUUCCUUGCAACAGCCAUGUUUGGUUUUGUGUUUCAGAUGAGUUCUUUGCUCACAGAGAAAGAAUUAAAACUCCGACAGGCAAUGACUAUAAUGGGCCUUUAUGAUUCUGUGUACUGGCUGUCAUGGUUCACAUGGGAAGGACUUCUUACAAUUAUCUCAUCGCUUUUCAUACUUCUAUUUGGAAUGAUGUUUCAGUUUGAUUUUUUCUUGAACAACAGCUUCGCGGUUGUAUUCCUUGUGUUCUUUCUAUUCGAACUCAAUAUGCUUGGCUUGGCCUUCUUCUUGUCAGCCUUUCUAACCAAGGCAUCUUCAUCUACGACUAUUGGUUUCUUUAUAUUUAUUGUUGGCUUUGUGUGCCAGCUUGUUACAAUAUUUGGAUUUCCCUAUGCUGAGGGCAUGGCAAAGCCAUUACAAGCAGUCUGGUCAUUAUUCCCGCCUAACCUUCUUGCUGAAGCUCUAAAUUUGCUUUCUGGAGCAACUGCAACUCCCCAAGAUACUGGGAUCAGCUGGAGUAGACGAGGAGAGUGUGCACCGAACGACACCGAAUGUGUGAUUACAAUUAAUGAUAUUUAUUAUUGGCUGUUGGGUACAUUCAUUCUCUGGUUUAUAUUGGCAAUCUACUUGGAUAACAUUAUCCCAAAUGUAUCUGGAGUGAGAAAAUCUGUGUUUUACUUUUUAAAACCUGGGUAUUGGACGGGAAAAGGUGGAAACAAGGUUGAAGAGGGUGGCAUUUGUAGUUGUGGAGGUUCACUUCCACCACUGGAGCAAACACCUCCAGAUGAUGAAGAUGUUCUUGAAGAGGAGAACCUUGUUAAACAACAAGCAAGGGAAGGCAGAGCUGAUCAAAACAUUGCAGUUCAGAUACGUGGCCUUGUAAAAACAUAUCCUGGGACCAAGAAGAAAGGUUGCUGUUGCUGUAAAAGCAAAGAAACUCCGCCGUAUCAUGCUCUCAAGGGUGUAUGGGUGAACUUUGCCAAGGAUCAAUUGUUUUGUCUACUUGGACCUAAUGGAGCAGGGAAAACAACAACAAUCAAUUGUUUGACUGGAAUCACACCCGUGACUGGUGGAGAUGCAUUGAUAUAUGGAAAUUCAAUACGGAGCUCCGUUGGCAUGGGAAAUAUCCGAAAAAUGAUAGGAGUUUGUCCCCAGUUUGAUAUUCUGUGGGACACAUUGUCUGGUCAAGAUCACCUCCAGCUAUUUGCUAGUAUUAAAGGCCUACCCCCAGCUUCAAUAAAAUCGGUUGUUGAGAACUCAUUAGCAGAGGUGAAACUCACCGAAUCAGCCAAAGUGAGAGCUGGUAGUUAUAGUGGAGGAAUGAAACGGCGUCUCAGUGUUGCAAUAGCCCUUAUUGGUGAUCCAAAGCUGGUCAUCUUGGAUGAACCUACAACUGGUAUGGAUCCAAUAACAAGAAGACAUGUGUGGGACAUCAUAGAGGAUGCAAAGAAAGGGCGUGCAAUAGUCCUAACAACACACUCAAUGGAAGAAGCUGAUAUUUUAAGCGACCGGAUAGGAAUAAUGGCGAAGGGUAAGCUCCGCUGCAUUGGAACCUCAAUCAGAUUGAAGUCAAAGUUUGGGACUGGUUUUAUUGCUAAUGUGAGCUUCAAUGGGAACCGCAAUGGACAAACUACUCCCAGCAGGGAUGUAGCUGAUACACCUAAUCAUGACCCCGUGAAGCAAUUUUUUAAACAUCAUUUGGAUGUAUUACCAAAAGAAGAGACCAAAUCCUUUUUGACUUUUGUCAUUCCUCAUGACAGAGAGAAGCUUUUGAAAAAAUUUUUCGCUGAGCUCGAAGAUAGGAAAAGUGAAUUUGGUAUAAGUGACAUCCAACUAGGACUUACAACUCUUGAAGAAGUUUUCUUAAACAUUGCAAGACAAGCAGAGCUAGAAGCAGCCACAGCUGAAGGAAGAUUAGUAACUCUUAAUUUAACAUCCGGACCUUCAGUCGAGAUACCUGUAGGAGCUAGGUUUGUGGGGAUUCCGGGAACAGAAACUGCAGAAAAUCCAAGAGGAAUUAUGGUUGAAGUAUAUUGGGAGCAAGAUGAUACUGGGUCUCUCUGCAUUUCUGGCCACUCAACUGAAACUCCAGUGCCUCCUAAUGUCGAACCAACACCUUCCCCUCUGGCAUCAACUUCACGCAGGAGUCUCCGCAGAGGACAGGUCCAUGGAUUUGUCAUUGACCCCAGUCUAAUUAGUAAUGGUAAUUUUUGAUAGAAAUAUAUGUUGUUUUGGGUAACUAUAUAUAUACAUAUACAUAUAUAUAUAUAUAUAUAUAUAUAUAUAUAUAUAUAUAUAUAUAUAUAUAUUGUAUUUUGUAUUUAUAUAUAUAUAUUGUAUUUUGUAUUUUUGUAUUUUGGUACAAAUUUUAUAUCUUUUUUGGUAACUACUUAUAUAUAUAUAUAUAUAUAUAUAUACGUACACAUUGUAUUUUGUAUUUUGGAGACUUUUUUGUAUUGCAUUUUGUACAAUUUUUUGGUACCAUUUUUGACAAUGUUUCAGAACGUUGAAUUUUUAUACAUAAUUUUGUAAUAUAUUGAGAUUAUUCGAGUGAGUUUAAAUAUCUAAUUAAUGCCUAUAAUCAAGCUAAGGUGCACCAUUUGGAUCAAAACAAGAAAAUUUUCAAUGAAACGUUUGGAAUUACAGGAUCAAUUGCUAAUACAUCAGUUAUGCUGAUAAAAAUUCAUAGAUUAAUUCAUCAACGAUAAAUCUAUAACACAUUGUAAAUAGAAUGCAAAUCAAUCGUAAGAAGAUAAAUUUGUCUUUCAAUUCAAAAUGUUUUCAUAUAUACCAUUGUAUUUUCAUUGCUAAGGCCAAACCAAGAUGGAAAUUACUUGAAAGGACAUCUCAAAACGAAAUGAGUCUAUCCUGGAAUAACAUAAACAAACAUGAAGGUGCAUUUAAAAUAACAAUCACCAUACAAUACACCACGAACCUCCAUAAACCAUGUCAACACCAACCACGGCUUAGAAUGAACAAAAGGAAGAGCAGCACUAUAAAACUUAGAAACCCUAUGAUGUACAUUCACUCCCAAACACCCCAAAUGCAGGAAAAUCAUAAUGAAUCUUUGCCCCACACAACCAUCUAAACUUCUAUAGACCCAGUUUUACAGUUUCACAACACCUUUUUUUUUUUUUUUU